Messenger RNA from Rhagoletis pomonella (apple maggot), 2994 nucleotides. Its product is annotated as putative nuclease HARBI1. Lineage: Eukaryota; Metazoa; Arthropoda; Insecta; Diptera; Tephritidae. The transcript is spliced from 8 exons. The record is from RefSeq and is a predicted model, not a curated record. Bases 271 to 1353 code for a protein of 360 amino acids.
UCAACUAAGAUCAGUAGUGCGAUUCUGAAUCUUAUUUUAACCACAUUUCACGUUGUUAUCUCUAGUUAACAACUUUUUUUGGGGUUAAGUGAUUGUGUAUCAACUUUAACCAUAUUUGUCAUUGUUUAGUGUUAACAAACGCAGUCAGCUGUUUGGUGACAAUUAUUUUUGUGGUUAAGCUAACAGCAUCUAGUUUUUCUUUGUUAAGCUGUUGUUUACUAAUUUUGCUGUGAAGUUAAAUUGAGAAAAUUGUGAAGAUUGUGUUAAAAAAUGGCAUUUGCAUACAUUGCAUCAUAUUUAUAUGAUACCGAUAAUGAGCAGCCAUUAAACGUGCCAAGAAUUGACCGGCGUAGGCUUCGCGAAAUCGAUAACCCUUUCGAACUAAUGUUAACGGAGUUCCGGAGGCUAUAUAGACUCAGUCCCGGCAUGGUUGAAAAUUUGGUGUCUCAACUUGACAAUCAAUUAAGAGGAUCGCGAAUAACAGCGUUAUCGACUGAAAAGCAGGUUCUAGCUGCUCUACGGUUUUAUGCCACUGGAUGCUAUCAACGCCCAGUAGGUGAACAGUGGGGCAUAUCCAUGAGCCAAACAUCGAUAAGCCGUUGCAUACACCGUGUGACUGACGCAAUCAACAAUUCAAUGUUUACCUCCAAAGUGAAGUUCCCUAUGACGCAACUGGAGUGCCAAGCGGCAAAGGAAAUUUUUGCGUCUGCACCUUCACCAUUUGUAGCAGGAACUAUCGGUGCAAUCGACUGCACCCAUGUUGCAAUUUUGGCUCCCAAAAAUAAUGAAUCAAAUUAUGUCAAUCACCAUGGGUACCAUUCGAUGAACGUGCAAAUGAUAUGUGAUCCAAAUCUUAAGAUUUUAAACGUGAAUGCAAAAUUUCCGGGAGCACGACAUGAUUCGUUUAUUUGGAGCUUCUCUGCAGCGCGUCGGGUCAUGCAGCGAUCAUUUGAAACUGGAAAUCACAACACGUUUUUGAUAGGCGAUUCUGGAUACCCGCUGGAGCCAUGGCUGAUGACACCUUUACCAAACGAGCCAGAAGGAACACCAAAGUUUCGCUACAACGAGGCGCUAUGUAAAGCACGUAACCCGAUCGAGAGACUCUUUGGCGUCCUUAAAGGCACAUGGCGGUGCUUAUCACGGCAAAGAGUACUUUUGUAUGACCCCGGCUUUGCUGGCCGAGUAGUUAACGCGUGCGCAACAUUGCAUAACGUUCGUUUGGGCGAUCAAACAACCGCUUUUGACGAUCGGGUUGUUUAUGAUCCCGAAAUACUAAGCACUAAUGACGAUUCCGCAGCACCUUCUUCAGUAGCAAAACGUGUUCAGCAACGAAUUAUAGCAAAUUUUUUUUAAAUAUUCGUAUAACUUAAUAUAUGCCGUCAACGAUCGUCUCGAUAGUAGGCCAGCCAUCCACCAAGAGACGCAAAUUUGUUCAAUCCACGUUAACUAACGCCUUUAUUUGUCAUCCGUUUUUUUAUCAUCUUCCUCUGCACAAUAAAAUGGGCAACGCUUUUUGCAUUAUAUGUAAUACAUAUUCAACAAAUCAACAGUAUUUAUUUUUCACGUCCAAUGAACAUACUUGGCGAGCCGUUAAAUGGCACCGCUAAAACUGCGAACUAACCAGCUAAAUUUAUUGAUUUUUAUACCUCAAUGAAAAAGUUCCACACCUGCGCCGGCUUUAGUAGCAAUGUAUGCACGAUUGCUCGUUCAUACGAAAUCGAACCGGUGGACAUUAAAAGGAUUCUUGCAGCAAUUGUUGCCCUCUGUUUCCAAGCAUCAAUACAGCCUAUAUUGCUGAAAAUGUUCCUAAAUCUAUUACAAAACAACCAACCCAACAGCGCCCUUACACUGUCCGGGCGUUUCGCUUUAAACCAAUAAACAACAAUUGAAUUUGUGAGUGCCGGUGCUGUUGUGAAGGGUUAUUCAUGGAUACCACAAAAAGAGAUACAAAACUACAUCAAUGCUGUUGGCAUAAUACUCGCUUCUCUGCCUGAGAAAUGUUGGAAGGCAAAUGAUCCCCAUAGUGAGCCGCUGAUACCUAUGUGUCUUCAGUUGGUAAUUGCAUAGUUACUGCCGCGAGUGCGGUUCACAAUGCUCUUUGCCGCAUUCUUUUUGGCAUGGUCGUUUGUUGAACCAGCCCACAUAACAGACGCUCGUUUGGCAAGUUCUAUUUCCGUUGCUUGAUAAUGUGCGUACGGGAAGCAGUGAGAAGGUGGAUGGUGCUGCCUUGAGUAAAAAUUGUGAAGACUCGCUGGCCGCACUAAAAUCUCUGCAGAAAUUAUGCAUGACAAUGCAGACAAAUUGGCGUCACUUGCUAACGAGGAAACAGCGGAAACAAAGAUGAGGAAUUUGCAGGAUUGCAUGGAAUAUUUGGCUAAAUACCGGCAUUGAAAGCACAAAGAUCACAACGAAAAACAACCAUGCCAAAGAGGAGUUUAUGUGCCUAGUCAGGCAUUUUUAAUAGCGCUAACACAAAUUUUCUAGCACAUACAACUGCGGGGGUGAUACAUCAUUAAAUUCGAAUGUCUUCACUGGGCGCUUGGCGGUUACUGCUUUACUACAUCGAUUCCAAUACGUUUUGAAGCGUUUCAAUGACGACGAACGGCUGAUGGGCGCCGUGCAAGGGCCACAGUAGUUCAUUCCGGGGUAUUGGUCGUAACUAUCAGUGAAGUGCACAGCUGCCAAAUGCGCAUUAAGUCAAUUAAAGAACCAGUUUGAUAACAAAGAAGGAUCAUACCACAACAUUACCGGCACCCUGACACUUAUUGAAUAAGUACCAAAUAAGUAAAUACAUAUCGUCACCUGAAAUGCAAAAAGACGUAACAAUAUCGUAAAUGAUAUUGAAAAAGUCGUGACUAAUAUUUUCAUUAUUUUUUUCAUAAAAUGAUGUGGGAAGUUGUAACUCGUUGAAAUCCAUUAUAUAAAUCAAAAAGUAAAUUUUGAAUUUUUUAUUAGUUAUGACUUUUUGCAUUUUAACAAUGAUUUUUGUUACGU